AACUGAGCAGUAGGUUUUAUCAAGUAUCCAUGUGGCAAACAUGUCAGGGAUUGGAUGCAUACUAUGGCUGAAGUGGUUGACAAAUAUCUGUGCUAUUGGUACACAGAAGUAAUAAGGAUUGGAGGAAAGCGUCUUUGAAAGAAAAUGGGCUGGGGGAUUGGGGUAUUCUCAUUAGGAGAGGUCUCAAAAUUGGUAUUUGUUUCUGAGCAGCUGCUAAUAUGUCUGAGGCUUAGAAUUGACAUGGUAAAUCUAAAACAGUCUCAGCAGUGAUUAGCUGACCUCACCCAAGUUCCAGGCCCUACUCUGCGUGAUCCUUUUCUUGAGCCUCAGAGCUAAAAUGCUCCUGAGCUCAUUCCUAUUGGCUGGGAAGACCAAUUGAAGUUCCCUUGCCCAUGUUAGGAGGUGUACGCCUUCUGAACUAAAGAUAGACACAGCUGCCCCUUCCAGACAGCUAAAAGCUUCCAGACUAAGAGGUCUUCCCCACUCGGCAGCCAGACUCCUUGAAAUACCCUUUCAGUAAUUCUACCAACGCUUCCAUGUCUCUACUCUGCCAUAACAAAGGCUGUGGGCAGCACUUUGACCCCAAUACCAAUCUUCCUGAUUCCUGUUGCCAUCACACUGGGAUCCCCAUCUUCCAUGAUGCACUUAAGGGUUGGUCCUGCUGCCGGAAGCGAACUGUAGAUUUCUCUGAGUUCUUAAACAUCAAGGGCUGUACUGUGGGACCACACUGUGCUGAGAAGCUCCCUGAAGCCCCUCAACUUGAGGGCCCUGGCACAAGCAGUUCAUUUCAGGAGCAAAAACUGACUACGAUUCCAAAAUCAGCAGAGACUUUGCGCCGGGAGAGGCCCAAGUCAGAGUUGCCUCCAAAGCUGCUUCCGCUAAAUAUAUCCCAAGCCCUGGAAAUGGCAUUGGAAAAGAAGGAAUUAGACCAGGAAUCUGGAGCAGGACUUGACAGUAGUCUGAUCCAGACUGGUUCCAGCUGCCAGAACCCAGGAUGUGACACUGUUUACCAAGGCCCUGAGAGUGAUGCUACUCCAUGUACUUACCACCCAGGAGCACCUCGAUUUCAUGAGGGGAUGAAGUCUUGGAGCUGUUGUGGCAUCCAGACCCUGGAUUUUGGGGCCUUCCUGGCACAGCCAGGAUGCAGAGUUGGUAGACAUGACUGGGGGAAGCAGCUACCAGCAUCUUGCCGUCAUGAUUGGCACCAGACAGAUUCCUUAAUAGUGGUGACUGUGUAUGGCCAGAUUCCACUUCCUGCAUUCAACUGGGUGAAGGCCAGUCAAACUGAGCUUCAUGUCCACAUUGUUUUUGAUGGUAACCGUGUGUUUCAAGCACAGAUGAAGCUCUGGGGGGUCAUAAACGUGGAGCUGAGCUCUGUCUCCUUGAUGCCGUCUCGGGUUGAAAUCUCCCUGGUGAAGGCUGACCCAGGAUCCUGGGCCCAGCUAGAGCACCCUGAUGCACUAGCUGAGAAGGCUAAGGCAGGGAUUGGGUUAGAGAUGGAUGAGGAAGAAUCUGAGGACUCAGAUGAUCUGAGCUGGACAGAGGAGGAGGACGAGGAGGAAGCAAUGGGGGAAUAGUGACACCAAACAAUCAAGUAUCUAGACAGGACCUCAAUAAAUCUCAUAGGAUCUCAGAGACCAGGAUAUGGUUGGCCAUGUGCUAUUGAGCAGCAGGAGGCUGAAGGAGGGGAGAACAAAAAUAUCCAAACCAUGCUGUUUUUUUCUCUUAAAUAAAUCUGUUAUUCUACAGUUUCA
Molecule: messenger RNA, 1754 nt
Organism: Myotis myotis
Lineage: Eukaryota; Metazoa; Chordata; Mammalia; Chiroptera; Vespertilionidae
Gene: ITGB1BP2
Product: integrin subunit beta 1 binding protein 2
Exons: 11
Coding region: 537-1577 (346 amino acids)
Source: RefSeq, a predicted model, not a curated record